Molecule: messenger RNA, 1433 nt
Organism: Schistosoma bovis
Lineage: Eukaryota; Metazoa; Platyhelminthes; Trematoda; Strigeidida; Schistosomatidae
Source: the annotation of a GenBank genome assembly
CCCUAUUUAAUCUCGUCUUCAAACAAAUUCUGGAACAAACAAUCGACCACACUUUAAAAGGGGUUGAACUGCUUAAUGAGAACAAUGAACCCUGGACAAUCAAACACCUAGAAUAUGCCGAUGAUCUAUGCAUACUAGCCAAUGACACUGAUGAAGCAAUCAAAUCAUUAAACUCCCUACAAAAAUACCUUCGAAUGCUAAACAUGGAAAUCUCCACAUCAAAAACAAAAUAGAUGAUAAUAAACAAACAUGAUAACCCAACUCCAAUAACCAUUGAAAAUAAACAAAUUGAAGAAGUCACUAACUUUCUCUAUCUCGGCUCAAUACUAAAUCACAAAGGAUCAGCAGAUGAUACAAUCACACACAACAUAGCCAAAUCAAAGAAUGCUCUAAUCAAAAUAUCACCCAUCUUAAAAAGCAAAAAGCUCAACCUAUCAACAAAAACAAAACUAAUCAACACACUAAUAAUUCCUCAUCUCACAUACAGCCUAGAAUCCAUAGUCUUAAGGAAAAAAGACUGGUCCAGACUAGAAGCCGUCCUCAAUACGACACGACGCAUAAUCCUAAACAUUAAAGACAGAAAGGAACUCAACAUCGAACAACUACAUGAAAAAAUACAUCUUCCUAACAUUGCGACAAAAAUAAUGCAGAACCGACUCAACCUAUGGUAUACAGCAAAGAAAAGGUCAGAUAACAUAAUGAUCAAAACACUAACAAGUCACAUAGAAAACCCUUUCAAACACCGCAAUGCACAUACAAAAAACUGGAUUAGACAGUUAACCCAAGACAUUAAUGAAAUGAAAGACAAUCUUCCCACAAACUGGAAGAAGCAUCCAACAAAAGUAAAAAUUGCACCCACAAACACACAUCAACCCAAAGUAAUCGGUCAAAGACAACUAACACACCCAUGCAAGAACAUAAACUGCUACCGAAUGUUCGCCACAAAGAAGGAAAUGAAUCGACACUUUAGAAAUGAUCACAAUACUGUUAAUCCAAAUCUCAUUACAACAACAAAACUACACUGCCCAAUAACAGACUGCAACAAAACAUACAAAACAAUCGGAUGGCUAAAUAGACACAUCAUAUCAUGUCAUCCCCAAUACUCUCAACAUGAAACAAAAAAUAACAACAAUACACAAACCAAAACAAAAACACACACAUGUGAAACUAAUAACACACAACAAUGCCCAUACCCAGGAUGCAACAAAAUUCUACCAACGGCAAAAGGCAUCAUAAAUAAAUGCUAUGUCGUACACAGAUGGUCAGCAAUCACCGGAACAGAAGUAAAGCCAAAGAAAAAACAGACAGCUAAAACAGCUAUUGAGCCCCGGUAGUUGUGCCUUGCUUCAUUGUAGCCUCUCCAGAAGGGCCAACAGGCUUCACCAAAAAGUUUGGCUGGAAGGGGCACCACAGGGAUGGUAGGCAAAAUCCGA